CACACUUAUCAUAACAUGGCUCGUUCUGCACUGGAUGAGGUCUCACAAUCUGGAGCGUUUGUGAGGAGUGCUUCUGAAUUCCGUAACUUCAUUUCACGAGACCCGGAUUCUCAAUUUCCAGCAGAAGCUGGGAGAUAUCAUCUGUAUAUCUCCUAUGCUUGCCCGUGGGCGUCAAGGUGCCUUGCAUACUUAAAUAUGAAGGGACUUCAGAAAGCCAUCAGCUUCACGUCGGUCAAACCUAUAUGGGAAAGAACAAAAGAAGGUGAUGAGCAUAUGGGAUGGGUUUUUCCUGCUUCAGUUAAGGAGCUGGUGGGAGCAGAACCUGACCCUCUGAAUGGAGCAAAAAGUGUACGAGAACUUUAUGAGAUUGCCAGUACAAAAUACACUGGAAAGUACACAGUUCCGGUUCUAUGGGAUAAAAAACUUGGAACAAUUGUUAGUAACGAGAGUUCAGAGAUCAUUCGCAUGUUUAAUUCUGAAUUGAACAGUAUAGCAGAGAACCCGGCUUUGGACUUGUAUCCCACUCACUUGCAAUCCCAAAUCAAUCAGACUAAUGAAUGGAUAUAUGACAAGAUAAACAAUGGUGUCUAUAAAUGUGGGUUUGCCAAGAAGCAGGAGCCUUAUGAGGAGGCUGUGAGACAACUGUAUGAAGCUCUGGACAGAUGUGAGGAGAUACUUAGCAAGCAACGAUACAUGUGUGGUAAUACAUUAUCUGAAGCAGAUGUUCGCUUGUUCGUAACUCUCAUAAGAUUUGAUGAGGUUUAUGCAGUCCAUUUCAAGUGCAACAAGAAACUUCUGCGUGAGUACCCGAAUCUGUUCAACUACACCAAGGACAUCUUCCAAGUUCCUGGAAUGAGCAGCACAGUCCAAAUGGAUCACAUCAAACAGCACUACUACGGUAGCCAUCCUUCCAUCAAUCCAUUCGGCAUAGUUCCUUCGGGCCCAAACAUCAACUACUCUUCUCCUCAUGACCGAAACAAGUUUUCUGCUUAACUGUACAACCCUUGGUACUGCAGAGUGCAGUCACCAAAGCCACAUACUUGUAUCUUUCCCGUGUUUCUGUUUGUAAUGCUCUUAUUUCGCGGCUGGUUUGUUUGCAUGUUUAUGUUGUUUAUCUGUCAAAUGAUCUUUUUAAGUCGAGUACGCUAUACAUGAGUGACCUUUUGUACUGAAUUAGCAAUGAAAACAAACAGAUAGUUUUUACUUGCU
Argentina anserina (silverweed cinquefoil) is the source of this 1209-nucleotide messenger RNA. RefSeq lists its product as uncharacterized. Gene Ontology annotation, cellular component: cytoplasm. Bases 16 to 993 code for a protein of 325 amino acids. The record is from RefSeq and is a predicted model, not a curated record. Gene Ontology annotation, molecular function: glutathione transferase activity. The transcript has 5 exons. Lineage: Eukaryota; Viridiplantae; Streptophyta; Magnoliopsida; Rosales; Rosaceae.